UUUAUUCCAAGUAUAAUGGGUGGAUACCAGAGAUUCAAGGCAGGGAGUGUUUAACUAGAAUAAAAACUGUUACUUUAUGAGAGGAACAAAAUAAUGUUUUCAUCCAUUAUUUUGGAGAUUAUAUUUCAUUUAAUUCUCAAUCAUAUCUUCCAUUUUAUGACCUUUGUAACUCAUCAUGAAUCAACUCUAAAUUUUUAUUUUAAAAACCAGUGAGUAUGUUUAUAAUUCCAAGAGUUGGAUGUAAAUUAUCUGUGAUUGAGAAAAAUCUAAAUGACAGACUUCUGAGACUUUCUUUUCCGAAAUGGUUAAUUUUGAUAUCAGUAUAUAUAGUAAAACCCCAAAAUAAUUACAAUAUAAUCGUUGUUAUUGAAAAGGCCAAUGGGACUAUUUAGCGUUCUUUAGUCCUUAACAAUUGACAGCAUACUUUUCGCCUAGUACCUAAUUUGAUCUGUUCUGAUCUAUUAUCAAAUGUGGUCAAUAUACCAUGGUGUGAAGGGGUAUAUUGAUCCCAGUUGAUACCUUAAAGAGUUGAGCUAUUGAGAAGUAGAAUGAUAGGCUAUGAUGGAACAUUUUAACUGGGAGGCUAGGGCUUUGAAUCAGGACGCUGGAUUCCAAACACAGUACAUAUCUAGAAAGUUAUACAGUCAAACUAAGAUUUUUAAAUAAUGGAACUCCUCUUCUUAACUUUCUGUAGGCAGUGUUACUCCAGUAGAAAUCAUGGAGAACAGAAAUGCCACUUCAGAUUUUAUUCUCUUGGGACUCUUUCAGCACACUAGCUUCCACCUCUUCCUCUUCAUUGUGCUGCUGACAAUAGCCAUUGCUUCCCUGAUGGGGAAUGCCCUCAUGAUCCUCCUGAUUCACAGGGACCACCGGCUUCACACACCCAUGUACUUACUGCUGAGCCAACUCUCCUUCACGGACACGAUGCUGGUUUUCACCAUUGUGCCCAAAAUGGCAUCUGGCUUUCUGACAGGCAAGAAGUCCAUCUCCCCUGCUGAAUGUGGGUUACAGAUCCUUGCCUUCCUCACCUUGGGUGGUGGAGAGUGCUUCCUCUUGGCAGCCAUGUCCUAUGACCGCUAUGUGGCAGUGUGUCAUCCACUACGAUAUAACAUUCUCAUGAACUGGCAACUGUGCCUGAGAAUGACCUUAGGGUCUUGGUUUCUGGGGGCAGCUGAUGGUCUCGUACAGGCAGUUGCUACCCUGAGCUUCCCUUUCUGCAGUGCUCAUGAGAUUGAUCAUUUCUUCUGUGAGGCCCCCUCACUGCUGCAUUUGGCUUGUGCUGACACUUCAAUCUUCGAACAUGUCAUGUACAUCUGUUGUGUGGUAAUGCUCCUCGUGCCUUUAUUUCUCAUCCUGACCUCCUACAGUCUCAUCCUAGCUGCAGUUCUCCACAAGUCUACAGAAGCCCGCAAGAAGGCCUUUGCCACGUGCUCGUCACACUUGACUGUGGUGGGACUCUUUUAUGGGGCUGCCAUUUUUACCUAUAUGAGACCAAAGUCCUACAGAUCAGCUAACCACGAUAAGGUUGUGUCAGCUUUCUAUACUAUCUUCACUCCUGCGUUGAACCCCCUCAUUUACAGUCUGAAGAACAAUGAGGUGAAAGAAGCCUUGAAAAGGUGGCUUGGGAAAUGUAUUAACAUAAAACAUCAAUAAAACUUAGUCCCAUGGUUUAGAGUUAUCCAAUGUCAAACUUGUGUUGUUGUUGCUGAGUGUUUUCAAGCAGUUUCUGACUCAGAGCAUCCCUAUGUGCAACAGUACAAAACUCUGUCCAGUCCUACCUCAUUCCUCACAACAGGUGCUAUGUUUGAGCCCCGUCUUGCAGCCACUGUGUCUAUCCAACUCUUUGAGGUCUUCAUCUUUUUCACUGACCCUCUCCUUUACCAAGAAUGAUGUUCUUUUCCAGGGACUGGUCCCUCCUGAAAACAUGUCCAGAAAAGUCUCAUCAUACUCCCUUCUAAGAAGUAUUGC
Loxodonta africana (African savanna elephant) is the source of this 1968-nucleotide messenger RNA. RefSeq names its product olfactory receptor 2T33-like. The coding region runs from base 718 to 1653 and encodes 311 amino acids. The transcript has a single exon. Gene Ontology annotation, molecular function: olfactory receptor activity; G protein-coupled receptor activity. Lineage: Eukaryota; Metazoa; Chordata; Mammalia; Proboscidea; Elephantidae. The record is from RefSeq and is a predicted model, not a curated record. Gene Ontology annotation, biological process: detection of chemical stimulus involved in sensory perception of smell; G protein-coupled receptor signaling pathway. Gene Ontology annotation, cellular component: plasma membrane.